AUCGCGUCCCGGCCUUCAGAAUGUCUCUUCUCCGAUAGAGAUGAUUUCCGUCAUCUUCUUCAAAAUCACUGCCAUCUCUUGUAUGAUAGAGAACAUUUAUCACCACCAUCUCUUGUCCGAUAGAGAAUCGUCCAUCAAGGUCUCUCCCAUCCCCCCAACAGAUUGAUGAAGCAUAUUCAGUAAAGAAGUUCAAGAUGUCAACUCAAAGAAAAAGGCCCCUCUAGUGGAUGGCCUUGUUUCUAACACUAAUGGCGAUCCAAAGCUUGUGUGUAAUGGAUACAUCGGAUGCUUUAUGUUCCUCGGGCCACCAUUCUACAUUCACCUUGGAUCGUAGAUUCUAUUUGGAUGUCGCCAUCUUCUUAUUUUUUUCGUUUUAUGAGUGAGAUUGAUUGAUUGUAUGGAUUCCCAAUUCCUUUCAUGUGGACAGUCUGUCCAUGUACUUUUUCUUUCGUUUCAAUGGAAGUGUUUAUUUUUUCAUGUCCAUAUACUUGUUUGAAACAACGGUUAUUUGAUUGUUUUAUAAAUUUUGCCCGCAAGCAUGACUCUGGUUAAGCAAGCUGAGGAUGGUGCAAGCCAUAAAAAGGCCGACAAGAAACAUGUUCGUAUGCAUGAACAGGCACUUAAAAAAGCCUUUGAAAAUUUUUUCAACAAGGGUGUUGCUGGAAGCUCAACUCCUGAACUGCUUGCCACAUUCUGCGACAUCAUUCUUAACAAGGAGGGAUCUGAAAAAUUGAGUGAUGAAGUCACUGAGGAGACACUGGAGAAGGCUGUAGAGCUGCUUGCUUACAUAAGUGAUAAAGACUUAUUUGCAGAACUCUACAGGAGGAAGUUAGCUAGAAGGUUGCUUUUUGAUAAGAGGACCAAUUAUGAGCAUCAGAGAAGUAUCUUAACAAAGUUGAAGGGGAAAUAUGGCUAUCUAUUCACAUCAAAGAUGGAGGGGAUGCUCUCUGAUUUGACUUUGUCAAAGGAAAAUCAAACUGAUUUUGAGGAGUAUCUCAGCGAGAAUCCAGUUGCAAAACCUGGUAUUGACCUGACUGUUACCGUUCUGAAUGCUUUCUUGUGGCCAAGAUGCAAGUCUUUCAAUCUUAAUCUUCCACCUGAGAUGGUAAAAUGUGUUGAAGUGUUCAGUGAUUUUUAUCAAAGAAAAACAAGGAACAGGAAGCUUACAUGGAUAGAUUCACUGGGUACUUGUAAUAUGAGUGGACACUUUGAGCAGAAAACAAUAGAGCUGAUUGUGACUACUUCCCAGGCUUGUACACUGCUGCUCUUCAAUACAUCAAAUCGUCUGAGUUAUCAAGAAAUUGUGGGACAGCUAAACCUUUCAGACAAGGCUGUUGUUAAACUUCUCCAUUCAUUGUCCUGUGCAAAGUAUAAAAUCCUGAAGAAGGAGCCAAGCACCGAGGCGAUAUUGCCUUCGGAUAUGUUUGAGUUCAACUCACAGUUUACAGACAAAAUGAGCACGAUAAAAGUAAGAGCUGUUUUUGCUUUUAUCUUUGCACUUGAUGAUGAUGGACUGACCCACUUUCUCACAUAUCCUGAUAAUAAUGCUGUUGGUUACUUACUUUGUCAAACAGGACAGGAUGUAAAUACCCGGCGAAGUGGUGAUGUCACAAGUUCAGAAGGCUUUGUUGGAGAUCCCACCUCUGCGGUAACUAACAAGCAACUAGUUAUUUUCCAGAACGAAGCAGCUCCUAACUACAGCCUUUCCACCAGCCAAAUCGAAGAGUUUCCACCUUUGCCACGGAAAAUCCUUAGUCCUUUUGCUCCCACCUUUGUGCCCGCUGUAUACUCCUACGCUGAUAUUUUCAUUAAGGAUCAAGGAUUCAAAGCUACUACUGAGCCAGAAGAAGACCCCUUUACAAAUCUCAAUGGCCAAAGCUUGGUUCUAUCCCUCAACGCAGUGGAAGAUCACACUAAGGACAGGGAAGGACCCAUUCUCUAUACCCACUCCGAUGGGGAGGAUUUUGUUUUCAUAGACACAAAGCUCAAACCUUUGCAAAUCGACUUCUCAAGAUGCUCCAAACACCCCCUCCAUCUCCGUAAGGUUACUUACAGGUAUGAGUUGGAGCUCAGCCUUGCUAGUGAUUCAGUGUUGGCCUCUUUAGCUAACAAGAUGCUAAUGUGGAUCUCUAGCUCUAGGAAAACUGAGUUGGGUGUUGAGCAGGGGCCGAUGAUACUAUAUCAUGGCGAGCAUAUUGGGUGGCAAUACCUGACUCUACUUUUCCCACUAUUGCUGAUGGCAGCCAAAGAUGGAGUUGGUGCCAAGUUAGCCUUCUGCCCCGAUGAGAGCUACUUGACGCUGAGAAAGGGUUCACCUGAGGUUGUGUCUUGCCUUGAGUCAAUGCUUGACUCAUUCUAUAGGCGGUUUGUCGGGCUGCGGCCUCGGGCAGCCGGGUCGGCUACCGGCAGUGGUGCUGGGGUUGGUCUGGUGACAAUGGGGACUGCUCUGGCGGGGGCAGCGGGCUUCAGGAUAGAUUCCUUGGGCUCGUUUUUGCGCAACGCAGCCGAUCUUCCCAGCGCAGCAGCCAUAACGGGAACCCUUCCUCGUCACACUGCCGAACGCAACGCAGCAGCUUCUGGAAGGAGAUCCAAGGUUUCAAUGGCAAGCGAAGAUGCAAUGGACGAGAUCCCUCUAAGCAAAAGAUUGGAGAAGAAAGGGGAAGUUGAAGUGGCCUCUAAAACUGUUAUGCAAGAAGGGCGAAUUAACGCGUAUUGUAACCAGCCCACAGUGAAAUUCCCGAUGUGCUAUAUAAACUUAGUGGACGAUAUAGAUGAGUUCGAUAAUUUCCCAUGGGGAGAUGAUGUGUGGUCAGACCUGGUUGAUCAUGUUCAUCGGUGCGGACUAAGCAUUGAAAAGGGUGGAACUUCUCGUCCAACAUUUGGGGGAUACAUGUUUGCACUGCAGAUAUGGGCUUUUGAGACUUUCCCAUCACUUGCGAAGGCCGGGAUGUGUAUGUUGUUCCUGUCCGCCAAAAGAAAGAAGAAGUUGUCGCUGCAUGAUGCGAAGCGAGCAUGUCAGGAGAAGAAGACGGACAAGAGAUCAGAGGAUGCAGUGUUGAUGAAAGACAGUGGAAAUAUGUCUACCAAGCAGGGUGGAGACGAUGAAGUAGGUAUGGUCGGUUUGGGCAGUCUGAGUGGUAAUGAUAUGGCUUAUGGGUCCAAAGGGGAGAAAGAGGAACGUAAUAAAAAACAAUGUGGUGAGCACAAAGAAUUGUUGAAAGUAAUGUUGGAGAUUAUGGCUAAGCAAGCAGAACAAGACAAAAAGAUUGAUAAAAUUUUGGUUAUUCUUCAAGAAAAAGCUAUAAGCUCCCAAAAUGAAACACAUACCGUGAAGGAUAGCAUGAUGGCAGAGAACGAGCAGCUGAAACCAGAGAAUGAUGAUGUUAGAAAGAGUUUGGAGAAUGAUCAAGAAAUAAUGAUUAAUCCGGAAGGACCAUCCUUUGAAAUACUUACACCCAUUGCAAAAGAUGGUGUGGCUAAUGAUGGGAAUAAGGAUAAUGGUAGUGGCAGUGUGUUGGUAGUUGAAGGAAGUCGGGCUGAAAACUGUUUCAAGCCAUCAGAGAUUUCCUGGGGUGAUACACAAUUCAGUCCUCAUGAUUUGGAAGUUAUAGACAAGGUGACUGGCAUGUGGGCGAAGUCUUCUGAGAGAUGCGAAACUGUAAUUUAUUAAUGUUAGUCGGUUUAUUCGUUGUGCCCACGCCUUAGAGGGGGGGUGAAUAAGGCGUUUUAAAAUCU
Messenger RNA from Cuscuta campestris, 3735 nucleotides. The record is from the annotation of a GenBank genome assembly. NCBI's taxonomy places the organism in Eukaryota, Viridiplantae, Streptophyta, Magnoliopsida, Solanales, Convolvulaceae.